AUGGAACCCCAAAUCACAAAGAACACCUUUUGCACCUAUACAGGUGCGCAGUCAGAGUCAGACACUACCGUUUUCUUCGUAUCUGGAAAUCCAGGUUUGAUCGGAUACUACCACCCAUUCCUAUCCCUGCUGGCGCAGAACCUGGUCGACGAGUCCCAACCCCAGAUCGAGACUAAAAACACCACAAAAAAGACUUCUUUCCAGAUAUACGGGUGCAGUCUCGGUGGCUUCGAGAUUCCACCAGUUGCUAAGCAUGAAAGUGUUCAAAAUGCCAAGGAAGGGCAUAACAAGAAUCACUUGUACGAUCUUGAAGGCCAGAUUCGAUUCGUACACCGGAAGCUCGUGGAUUUGAUGCAUGGGAAUAAAAGAAUCUCUGCCGACGAUGCCGGCGAACCGAAGCUUGGAUCCGAUCCUUCGACCCCAGCGCCGAAACAGAAGGUCAUUCUCAUUGGGCACUCCGUCGGCGCAUAUAUUGCUAUGGAGAUCUUGAGAAGACAUAGGGAGGGCAUACCGAAUAUAGAGGCCCUUUCCUCUACCGGGUCAGCAACCGGUCAUGCAGACUCUAGCUCUUCCAGUUCAUUCGACAUUAUCGGCGGCGUUAUGCUCUUUCCAACAGUAAAGGACAUUGCGCACUCGCCAUCUGGCCAGAAAUUGACGACUCUACUAUCAUUUCUCCCACAUCUCGCUCUUAUUGUGAGCUUCUUCGCCCGGAUAUUAACCUCAGUCCUCCCAUCCUCGACUUUAAAAUCCGUCGUUCGGUCGGUGAUGAAAGAUCCGCCUGCUCAUGGCCUCGAGACUACGCUUGCGUUCUUGAAGAGUUCUGGUGGUGUACGACAAGCAUUACAUAUGGCAGCUCAUGAAAUGCGUACUAUCACAUCGGAUAAAUGGACAGAUGACGUUUGGGGCGUUGGGUGCGGACCUGAGCCUACAACACGCCUGUUUUUUUAUUUUGGAAAGAAUGAUCAUUGGGUCGCAGAGAAGACUCGAGACGAAGUUAUUGCAUUGAGAGGACGAGAGGAAGGGUUAGGCCCUAAGAUGUUUGUUUGUGAGGAGGGAUUGCCGCACGCAUUUUGUCUAAAGCAUAGUGAUAUCAUGGCUCGGAAGGUUGCAAACAUGAUACAGGGUAUUGUACAGGAUUAA
Penicillium longicatenatum is the source of this 1140-nucleotide messenger RNA. RefSeq names its product bifunctional triacylglycerol lipase/ester hydrolase. Gene Ontology annotation, cellular component: lipid droplet. The transcript is spliced from 4 exons. Gene Ontology annotation, molecular function: lipase activity. The record is from RefSeq and is a predicted model, not a curated record. Lineage: Eukaryota; Fungi; Ascomycota; Eurotiomycetes; Eurotiales; Aspergillaceae. Gene Ontology annotation, biological process: lipid storage. The coding region runs from base 1 to 1140 and encodes 379 amino acids.